Molecule: messenger RNA, 1487 nt
Organism: Protopterus annectens (West African lungfish)
Lineage: Eukaryota; Metazoa; Chordata; Ceratodontiformes; Protopteridae
Gene: ADRM1
Product: ADRM1 26S proteasome ubiquitin receptor
Exons: 10
Coding region: 114-1349 (411 amino acids)
Biological process (GO): ubiquitin-dependent protein catabolic process
Cellular component (GO): nucleus; cytoplasm; proteasome regulatory particle, lid subcomplex
Molecular function (GO): endopeptidase activator activity; proteasome binding; ubiquitin binding
Source: RefSeq, a predicted model, not a curated record
GGGUGGAUUUCAUGUUCGAGGACGUUACGUUACGCUAGUCUCUUCUUGGCGAAAAACCUAAAACUGGUGAAAGGAAUCGUGAAGUGAAGUUGUGGGUCCUGCAUAAGUAAAUCAUGUCAUCCGGUGCAUUAUUCCCCAGUAUGGUAUCUGGAGCUCGUGGUUCAUCUAGCAAAUACCUGGUGGAAUUCCGAGCAGGAAAGAUGUCCUUGAAGGGGAGCACUGUCACCCCAGACAAGAGGAAAGGUCUUGCCUUCAUACAGCAAACAGAUGAUUCUCUCAUUCACUUCUGCUGGAAGGACAGGACUAGCGGCACUGUAGAGGAUGAUCUUAUUAUUUUUCCCGAUGAUUGCGAGUUUAAGAAGGUUGCUCAGUGCACAACUGGGAGGGUCUUUGUGCUGAAGUUCAAAGCUGGAACAAAGCGCCUUUUCUUUUGGAUGCAGGAACCAAAAAGCGAUAAGGAUGAAGAGUUCUGUCGUAAAGUGAACGAGUACCUCAACAAUCCCCCCAUGCCAGGAUCUCUUGGGGGCAGUGGUAGUGGAGGUCAUGAGCUGUCAGCCCUUGGAGGUGAAGGAAGUCUGCAGAGCCUUUUGGGUAAUAUGAGCCAUAACCAGCUGAUGCAGCUGAUUGGACCAACUGGCCUUGGUGGCCUUGGUGGCCUUGGCGCGUUAGCAGGCCCUGGAUUAGCCAGUUUACUUGGCAGUGGUGGUCCUCCCACAAGCAGUUCAUCUUCCAGUUCCCGCAGCCAGUCUGCUGCUGUGACUCCAUCAUCCACCACACCAUCUACACGUGCAAGUACCACACCCACACCCACACCUACUCCGACUCCGACUCCAGCUCCUGUGGUACCGCCGACUGUGACACCUACCGCAAGUUCUGGCACUGCAUCAGCAACAGCAAGCAGCCCUACUCAGCCAAUUCAGCUGAGUGACCUUCAGAACAUUCUAGCUAGCAUGAAUGUACCCGCGUCUUCAGAAGGAGGGCCACAAGUUGAUUUGGCUGGUGCACUGACUCCGGAGAUCAUGGGCCCUAUCCUGGCAAAUUCUGAAGUACAGCAACGCCUUUUGCCAUAUCUUCCAUCCGGGGAGUCAUUACCGCAGACUGCUGAAGAAAUUCAGAACACAUUAACCUCUCCCCAAUUUCAGCAGGCUUUGAGUAUGUUCAGUGUUGCUUUAGCCUCAGGCCAGCUAGGGCCAUUGAUGAGCCAGUUUUCUCUACCACCAGAAGCUGUGGACGCUGCAAAUAAAGGGGAUGUGGAAGGGUUUGCCAAGGCUAUGCAGAACAGCAAAGGAGAGAAGAAAGAGGGAGACGGCAAAGACAAAGAUGAUGAAGAGGACAUGAGCUUAGACUGAAGUCUUCAAUUUGCAUGGCCUUUAACCCCCAUAUUCUUUCAAUGCACGAGGCUGAAUUUUUGAAAUGUUACUGCUGUCCCCAGUUGUUUGUAGAUGCCAUUUCUUCUUUCUGUAAACUUAAUAAAGGACUUAAAAGUA